Messenger RNA from Alnus glutinosa, 1919 nucleotides. Its product is annotated as UPF0481 protein At3g47200-like. The record is from RefSeq and is a predicted model, not a curated record. The transcript has 2 exons. Lineage: Eukaryota; Viridiplantae; Streptophyta; Magnoliopsida; Fagales; Betulaceae. The coding region runs from base 146 to 1741 and encodes 531 amino acids.
UGAGAAAGUGAGAGAUUUUAUAUCAGCUUGGCGUUUAAGAGGAGCUCCAAGAUAGAGUAUAAGCAUUCUUUAAAGCAAAAUUCUCAGGAAAAGAAACUUGAGGAAUCGAAAAGAUCAUGGCCUACCCCCAACUGGUGACGAAAUUAUGAUUAACAUCUUUCUACGAGACCGAACCCUAACUGACAUUUCAUCGGAACUGCCCAAUGUGGAUUGGCCAGAAUGUUGUAUCUACAGGGUUCCCAAGCUACUGCGCAAGGUAAAUGAAGAAGCCUACACCCCUAAGCUAAUCUCAAUAGGCCCAUUUCAUCAUGACCGAAGAGAAUUGAGAGACAUGGAAAUGCACAAACUGAGAUAUUUUAAGAAGUUCUUGGAUCGAACUGGGAAGAGUGAGGAGGAUCUUCGAAAGAUCAUUGAAGACGACGAAAAAAAAAUUCGUCUUUGCUAUUCGGAAGAUUGUAGACUUAAUAAUAGACAUUUUGUAAAAAUGGUUCUCUUGGAUGCCAUCUUUAUAAUUGAGCUCUUCUUAAAGGUAAAAAAAAGAAGAGAAGAUGAAGAAAAGGAGGAAGAAGAAGAUGAAGAAAAGGAAGAAGAAGAAGAUUAUAUUCUACGUAAAAAAUGGUUGGCAAAUGGUAUAUAUUAUGACUUGCUAUUACUUGAGAAUCAGCUUCCUUUUUUUGUUCUUGAGAAAUUAUAUAAGUUCGCCGGCUUCAGUGACUCUUCCAGUAGUUGCAACCAUCACGAAGAAGGCAAGCCAGUUGAGGAACACAAAAAGGACCUGGGGAAAGAGGAUGCUCCCAUUGUCAAGCUUUUCCGCAAUUACUUGACUUACUAUGAUGAAAAGCGACGAAAGUCCAUCGGUGAGGAGGUAAUUGAAGAAUCCACCGGAAAGGGAAAAACCGAAACACCCAUCUGUGAGGAAGUAAAGCAUUUCACAGAUGUGCUGAGAUAUUUGUUCUGUCCACCAUACAUGGAAGGGAUGUGGAUCAGGAGUACUAAAAUGAAAAGGCAGAGAAGAAAACUAGGAUGUCAGGUGUCAAUGCAAGCAAAAAAAAAAAAAAAAAAAAAAAGGAACUCUGGUACUCAAAUUUGUGUCACAAAGCUUAACGACGCAGGAUUGAAAUUCAAAGUUGACGAUGAUACAUGCUUACUUAACAUAACACUCCUAGGGUGCUUGGAACGCUGUGAUCCGUGCUUCAAUUUCUUUGACCGCUAUUGCCUUCCAUGCUUGAGCUGCUUGAUGUGCUUUCUGUUCACAUGCUUUCCGUUCACAUGCUUCCUUGGGUGCUUUGGAUACCCUAUGCAUGUCUUGGGAGUCCCGCAACUUGUGAUAGACCACGGUACUGAAGCUAUCUUCCGAAACCUCAUGGCCCUGGAGCAGUGUCAUUAUCCAUCUAAAACAUACAUCUGCAGUUAUGUUUUGUUAUUGGACGGUUUUAUUGACACUAAAAAAGAUGUGGAUUUGCUUGUUGAUAAGAAGGUCAUUGUUAAUCACCUUGGUAGCAACGCUGAAGUGGCUACUCUAAUUAACAAACUCGGAGAUCAGAUUGUGGCAACUACACCCUCUUAUUUCGAUGAUAUCGCUCAACAGCUUAAUGAGCACUAUGAGUUCCCUUUGAACCAUUUGUUGGCAACCUUGAAAAGAGAGUAUUUCCCCAAUAUUUUUAGAGGCACAGCAACUAUUGUUGGACUUAUUGUCCUGGGUUUCACUCUCUGGAAUUUCCUUAGGCCUUAUGUCAUGUAGAUUUGAAGUAUAUAUAUAUGUAUGGUUUAGUGUUUGUUGGAGUGCUUUGCUUUUAGUUGCAAUAAUGGAUGCAUAUAUGGCAUCUGAACUUGUAAUCCUAUAUAGCUUGUGAUAUCCUCCCCGUCUUAUAUUAUAAUAUAUGGCUUGUAAUGUAAGUGGUUUAUGAUAUUUCAGCAAU